This is a messenger RNA of Seriola dumerili (greater amberjack), 1884 nucleotides long. RefSeq names its product retinoschisin-like (gene rs1a). Bases 254 to 952 code for a protein of 232 amino acids. Lineage: Eukaryota; Metazoa; Chordata; Actinopteri; Carangiformes; Carangidae. The record is from RefSeq and is a predicted model, not a curated record. The transcript is spliced from 6 exons.
CUGGCCUUAUGUGUUUGUUUUUUCCGCAGGAUUGUUUUUAACUUGACCCCUGUUCGUGUGCAGUGAUUCCCAGAAUGUGUGCUGGUGUUGAUGGUGGUGGGUGAACAGCUGCAGGAGGGGCUUUGUCAGAUAAGGAUGGCAUUAGGUAAGGCCAUUAGUGUCCUGUGGAUUAUUGUAAUCCAGCCUCUCUAUCACUUCUAGCUUGGCUGCUCAGUCUGCGGUCGGUCUCGUCUGGUUUGAAGCAGGUUGGAAGAUGGCUCUCAACAUGCAGCGUUUCCUGCUGACCCUGCUUCUUCUUGGGGCUCACGUGUUCGUCAGCAUUUAUGCUCAAGAGACGGGUGUGUCCGAGGCAUGGACCAGCAGGUCUUGCAAAUGUGACUGUGAAGGAGGAGAAUCCCCGACUGAGUUUUCCUCCAUUGCGUCCGGCUCUUCCAUGGUGCGAGGAGUGGACUGCAUGCCAGAGUGUCCAUACCACAAGCCUCUAGGCUUUGAGGCUGGAUCGGUGAAUCCAGACCAGAUCACCUGCUCCAACCAGGACCAAUACACCGGUUGGUUUUCCUCAUGGCUCCCAAGCAGGGCCCGUCUGAACACCCAGGGCUUUGGCUGUGCCUGGCUGUCCAAGUUCCAGGACAGCAGUCAGUGGCUGCAGAUCGACCUGAGGGAGGUGAUGGUGGUGUCAGGGAUCCUCACUCAGGGCCGCUGUGACGCUGACGAGUGGAUCACCAAGUACAGCGUUCAGUACCGCACGGACGAAAAUCUCAACUGGAUCUAUUACAAAGACCAGACCGGAAACAACAGGGUGUUUUACGGAAACUCUGACCGCUCCUCAUCUGUACAGAACCUUUUGCGACCACCCAUUGUGGCUCGCUACAUCCGCAUCCUUCCCCUUGGAUGGCACACACGCAUUGCUCUGCGCCUGGAGCUUCUGCUCUGCAUGAACAAAUGCAUCUGAACCUCUCCUCCCACUGUCCCCGAGGCCUUGUCCCAAAACCUCAUCUGUACCUAAAGCCCCAUCGUCAAAGAGUGUGCUCUGAUAUUACAUCCACAGAUUUGGCCCCCUCCAGUUAUCCAUACAAAACCACAAUUUGAGACAAAAAUGUUCUGUUUAAACCUUUUUUUUUUUUUUAAAUACAAACAAAACAGUCUGACUUGUGAUUUCAUUAAAAUAUGUGUUUGAUAUGCUCAAUGAGCUUUCAUUCACUCCACUCACCAUUGUCUGUUUUAAACCAGUCUCACACUGGGGGCUUUAAUUUGGUGAGUUCUUAAAUAGAUUGUUCCAUUUGCAAUGAAAUGGCAUAAAUUCAAAGCAAUAAUUAGGCAUGGAGAGGGAGAGGCAGCGUUGCUAUGGAGGUUGUAUCCACAGGUCUGAGGCAAGCUCUUCCAAAACAUUUGUGUCCUUUCUAUGUCAGGUCAAUGAAUUUGUGUCUGCCUCUCCUGAUAUGUAAUGGUAAACAGGGAAUUUACAGCUUAGGACAUCUCAGUCAGUCAGUCUCUCUUCUGUAUUUUCCUGGAAGGGUAAGGCUGGUGAUAUCCUAUAUUUUUCUACCUGUCAGCUGAUCAAACAAAAAUACCAAAACCACCAAUGAGCUGAUCCUAAGAAAAAAUAUUAUUUGUGUGGCCAAGGCAUGACAGCUUAUUCCUUAACUUUAUUAUGACUUGAGACUUGAAACUCUUUAGAACUUGAGACUUUUUAGGGCCACAUCAGUAUUUUGACAAUUAUUACAGUUUUCACAAAAUUGCAGUUUACAUUUUGUGACAGUUUCAGAUUUUAUAAUGGGUAUGUAUUGCAUGGAAUGUUCAGAGCUAGAGUGGAUGACAUCAAACUGCCAUCCCUAAAAAAUCUUCCUCAAAAGAAAAUCUGAAAAACUGUUUUAAAUCCCACAA